Messenger RNA from Neltuma alba, 1401 nucleotides. RefSeq lists its product as uncharacterized. The record is from RefSeq and is a predicted model, not a curated record. NCBI's taxonomy places the organism in Eukaryota, Viridiplantae, Streptophyta, Magnoliopsida, Fabales, Fabaceae.
ACUAUUAGCCUUAUACUCAUUCCAUCCAGAUUCUCACGCUUUUUUUAAAGUAUCCAUUUAUAUUAAAUUAGAUUCAUCAUUACUGUUGUAGAUACAGGUAUUUUUAGAUUCUGUUGGCCUUUCCUCCCUUAGCUAACAGAAUCAAACCUGAAAAAACUGUUUCUUCACCCACUGAGGAACUGAUUCCUGUGUCACCAUCCAUUUUUUCAUCUUCCUCACAUCACACCAGAAGCUCUGUAACCACCAAGUGCUCGCUUUUCUUCUUAUAUAUCAAUUCAAAUUAUUGAGUUCCGAGCUUUCAAAUUAGGCCGUUUUGAGUUCAAUGUUCGUUUUACAGAAAAAUUCCGAAAAGUUCAUGAGCGGCAUGGAUUUCUUCCUGAACGCGAAGGCUGUGCGGCUCCGGAGCCACCACGACAAGUACCUGCUGGCGGAGGAAGACGAGGAGUCCGUGACGCAAGACCGAAACGGGUCAUCCAAGAACGCCCGAUGGGUUGUGGAGACAGUACCCGGAUACGACUUCGUGAUCCGACUCAGGAGCUGUUAUGGCAAAUUCACCGCCUCCAACCAGCCCUUCUUGCUCGGCGUAACCGGUCGGAAGGUGCUUCAGACUCAGCCCGGGAGGCUCGAUUCGUCCGUCGAGUGGGAACCUAUAAAAGACGGGUCUCGGGUCAAGCUCAAGACCCGGUACGGGAACUUCCUUAGAGCCAAUGGAGGCCUGCCACCUUGGCGAAACUCCGUGACCCACGAUAUUCCCCAUAGAACCGUCACACAGGAUUGGGUCCUCUGGGAUGUGGAUGUCGUAGAGAUCCAUGUUCAAUCUUCUCCUCGUCAGAAUCCCUCGGCUCCACCUCUGCCUCAUUCCGAUUCUCUCGACUUCGAACCCUACACCAAAUCUCUCCAAUUUUCCAGGCAACAGUCGAGUGAUUCGAAUGUGAGUUCGCCGAGUAAAGCGGAGGGACGAAUCAUAUACUAUCAUGUGGCUGAAGACAAUGGUUCAGUGGAAGAUGAAGGAAUGCAAGGAUAUUCUCUGGUUUUCAAAGGGAGAGUGGAAGAAUUAACUCGUAAAAUUGAGGAAGAGACGGGGCUUGAGGGAAUUAUCGUCUGUUGUCGUAGUCCUUUGAAUGGAAAGCUUUAUCCUCUUCGCUUGGAUCUUCCUCCGAACAAUGUCACAAUGCAGGUCGUUCUGGUUCUUCCUGCUUCAACAGUGGCACGAGAAUUCGAGCAACAAGGUUUGCUGUGAGACGCCCAAGUUAUUGCAAUUUUGAAUCUAUUCAAAUCCAAACAGCUAUGUACAUACUAAUCCAAGCCGAUUCAGAGUCUUUGUGGAAGCAUUUUGGACUAUGUGUUGCAAAGCCGCUUCAAUGGAGAUACCUUGGUAACAGGGGUCGUAAUUUCAAUACA